CAUUCAAGGAUGGGUCGUUUAUUGAGAUUUUCAAUUGAUGAACCUUUUUCUAAACCCUUAAUAAUUAUUGCUCUUCAAAUUGCUUUUAUAUCUGCAUUAAUUUCAUAUUAUGGCGUGGAAAUCCCUAUGCAGCCUGUUUAUGACUUUUUUCGGAUAAAUUUACAAAAGGUUAAACAAAAUUGUGGAUUUCUUCCUAUUGAAAAUUUGUUCAAUAGUUUUACACGGCGUAAAACUUCAGAAAGUCAAAGAAAUGAAGGUUUAAAGCAGAAGCAACGAAAAGAAAUAAUUUCCUCAGAAAACGGGAAUUCUUUUAAACUUGAUAAAAAUGAGAAUUAUUUUGUAUUUACGACUGAUCAACUUGCUUUAUUUGAUGGGACUCGUUCUUCGAAGCCUGUUUAUUUGGCAAUACUUGGACGUGUUUUUAAUGUUGAAAAAGGAAAAAAGCAUUAUGGACGUGGUGGUGGAUAUAACUUUUUUGCUGGUCGAGAUGCAACUCGAGCAUUUGUGUCGGGCGAUUUUUCAGAAGAAGGACUUUCUGAUGAUAUUAGCGGAUUAACAGACGAGGAAUUACUUUCAAUUGCUAGUUGGAUUGAAUUUUAUGAAAAAGAUUAUAAAUUUGUUGGUGUUCUUUUUGGAAUUUAUUAUGACCGAGAUGGAAAUCCAACACCUUUACUUGAUAAUAUAAAUUCCAAAAUUUCUCAACUAAAAAUACAAAAACAACAAAAAUCAAUCGAUAUGGAGGCAUUUCCACCUUGUAAUUCUGAAUGGCGCAAAGAGACGGGAGGUCGAGUUUGGUGCACUACAAGAAGUGGAGGGGUGGCUCGUGAAUGGGUUGGAGUGCCUCGUCUUUUAUUUGAACCUACAACUCAAAAUCAACGUUGUGUUUGUGUCAAAAAUUUUGGUGCUCCCUUAUCAAAUUUGGGCGUAGAUAAAAAACAAAUAAAAGGAGGAGAAAGUCGUGGGGAUUUGGACAAUCCUAAUUUAAGAGAAUAUAAAGAUUGUGUGCCAACUGCUAAUUCUUGUAAAUUAUCCAUUGAUUGA
Messenger RNA from Meloidogyne enterolobii, 1041 nucleotides. Lineage: Eukaryota; Metazoa; Nematoda; Chromadorea; Rhabditida; Meloidogynidae. The record is from the annotation of a GenBank genome assembly.